Morchella importuna is the source of this 1389-nucleotide messenger RNA. RefSeq lists its product as uncharacterized. The transcript is spliced from 3 exons. The record is from RefSeq and is a predicted model, not a curated record. The coding region runs from base 1 to 1389 and encodes 462 amino acids. NCBI's taxonomy places the organism in Eukaryota, Fungi, Ascomycota, Pezizomycetes, Pezizales, Morchellaceae.
AUGGUACAGGUAGAGGAUUUUGACUACCUCGUCAAGCAGGUCUCGCAGCUGGAGGUCUCGCAGACAGAGCCUGAGAAGCCGGAGCCUGAGAAGCCGGAGGAGCUCGGCCAUGCGAUGAGAAAGUACUUUUAUUUCGAGAAGGAUUGGAUCAAUAUCAAUCAUGGCUCCUUCGGCACAUAUCCCCGCCCCGUCGGCCGCGCCCUCCAAGCCUUCCAGGCCGCCUCCGAGAAGCGCCCCGACGAGUUCAUCCGCACCACCUACCCCGCGCUGCUCGACCGCUCGCGCGCCCUCCUCGCCGCAUACCUCAACGUGCCCCUCCCCGAGCUCGUCUUCGUCGCCAAUGCCACCACCGGCGUCAACACCGUCCUGCGCUCGCUCGUCUUCAAGCCCGGCGACAGCAUCGUCUAUUUCGACUUUAUCUACAACGCGUGCAAGAACAGCGUUGAGUACAUUGAGGAGACCACGCCCGCGGUCGGCGUAAAGGUCCCGAUCAAGUUCCCCGCGAGCGAUGAUGUCAUCGUUGAUACCUUUCGUGCGGCGAUCAAGAAGGAGCAGGAGAGCGGCGGAGUGGUGAGGGUCGCGAUCUUUGAUACUGUUAUAAGCAUGCCUGGCCUAAGACUGCCGUUUGAGAGGCUGGUGGGCGUGUGUAAGGAGCUCGGGGUGCUGUCGCUCGUGGACGGCGCGCAUGGGAUUGGGCAUCUCCGCCUCGACCUGGGAAAGCUCGACGCCGACUUCUUUGUGAGCAACUGCCACAAAUGGCUCUACGUCCCCCGCGGCUGCGCCGCCUUCCACGUCCCCCUCCGCAACCAGCACCUCAUCCGCAGCACCCUUCCCACCUCCCACGGCUACCUCCCGCCCACACAGGCCACCCGCACCUCCGCAGUCCUGCACACCAACGCCUCCAACUCCGACUUCGUCACCAUGUUUGAGUUUGUCGGCACGGUCGACAACUCGCCCGCGCUGUGCAUCCCGGCCGCGCUCCGCUUCCGCGAGGCUGUGUGCGGCGGCGAGGACCGCAUCAUGGCCUACGCGCAGGACAUUGGGUACCGCGGCGCGCAGCUCAUUGCGCAGCGCCUCGGCACGGAGGUCAUGGAGCGCGAUCGGGAGUCCUGUUUGUGGAAUGUGCGGCUGCCGCUUGUGGUUGCGGGGGCGAGGGCGGCAAGGGAGGGGGAGGGCGUGGUGGAGGAGGAGAAGGCGGUGAGGGUGAGGGAUUGGGCGAUGGAUGUGGUGAAUAGGGAGUUUAAUUCGGCGGUGCCGUUGAUGGUGUAUGGCGGGGAGUGGUGGGCGAGGGUUAGUGGGCAGGUGUAUCUUGAGAUGAGUGAUUUUGAGGUUAUCGCCGGGGUGCUGAAGGCCAUGUGUAAGAGGAUCGCGGAGGGGGGGUAUUUGUAG